AUGAACUGGGCCUUCCUCGAGGGCCUCCUCAGCGGGGUGAACAAAUACUCCACGGCGUUCGGUCGCAUCUGGCUCGCCAUCGUCUUCAUCUUCCGCCUCCUGGUCUUCCUGGUGGCCUGCGAGAAGGUGUGGGGCGACGAGCAGAAGGACUUUGACUGCAACACCCGGCAGCCGGGCUGCCACAACGUCUGCUACGACCACUACUACCCCGUCUCCUACACGCGCCUCUGGGCCCUGCAGCUCAUCUUCGUCACCUGCCCGUCGCUCCUGGUGACGCUCCACGUGUCCUACCGGGAGGAGCGCGAGCGCAAAAACCGGCUGAAGCACGGCGAGGACUGCGUGCCGCUGUACAACCACACGGGCAAGAAGCGAGGCGGCCUGUGGUGGACCUACUUCCUCAGCCUGCUCUUCAAGGUGCUGGUGGACGGCGUGUUCGUCUUCCUGCUGUUCUACAUCUACGAGGCCACGUUCUUCCCCCCGCUGGUGAAAUGCAACGAGGAGCCGUGUCCCAACGUGGUGGACUGCUACAUCGCCAGGCCCACGGAGAAGAAGAUCUUCACCGUCUUCAUGGUGGUGACCAGCUUCGUGUGCAUCCUCCUCACCCUCAUCGAGAUCUUCUACCUGUGCGGGAAGAGGUUCCGGGAGUGCUCCCGAGGAGGAGGUCGCUCCGUGAGGGACAACUCCUUCAUGAUGGUCAGGACUCCUCUGACCGGGAAGGAGAACUCCAUGUUCAAGGAGCCGCUCCCGGAGAAGGCCAAGAUGGUGGACAACGGCAGCGAAGGAGCCGGCAACGAGAGCUCGGCCCCGGCGUACAGCAUCGCGGUCUCCUGA
This is a messenger RNA of Cyclopterus lumpus (lumpfish), 831 nucleotides long. Its product is annotated as gap junction beta-4 protein-like. Gene Ontology annotation, cellular component: connexin complex. The transcript has 2 exons. The record is from RefSeq and is a predicted model, not a curated record. Gene Ontology annotation, biological process: cell communication. NCBI's taxonomy places the organism in Eukaryota, Metazoa, Chordata, Actinopteri, Perciformes, Cyclopteridae. Bases 1 to 831 code for a protein of 276 amino acids.